UCCUACUUCAAAUGUAUGCACGCGACUAAACCACGUGGGCUGAUCUGCCUGAAAUCGUGUUACCCUGAGUGCCCUGUCUUAUCUGGAACAGUAGCGGAAUUAUUGGGCUAAUGUUUCAGCUCCACAUGGUUGCAUGGUUUGCUUGCAAGCAGCACAGCAGGGAGGGACAAGAGGCGAAGAGAAUGAGGUUAAGAAAAAAAAAGCAGAAAGGGAGAGCUUAGGACUCCCCUUCAGGCAUCCGAACAAGUCUGAACUGUUCUGCUGCUGCUUGUGUUCUGCCUACACUAAGCAAGGCUGCCUCGGGAAUCAGAAACAGCGUUUACAGCCUUCACAGUCUCCUGCGGGGAUGCAGCGACAGGAGUUCAGUUGUUGAACUACGGCGGAUGGUCGCGGAAGUUGCUUUGUGCUUUUUGAAGCUGUGACUCUGGACACGGUUGACUGGGAAUACUGCUGUGUCCAGACACUGCACGGAGCGCUAGGGCUGGAUAUGCCACAGGUGGAAAGGUGGGGAGCAGCAGGCUGUGGCCCGGUGCGCGGAACAGAGUUCCCCAGGUUGUGAAGAUGUGGAGCUGGGUUUUCACUGUGACUGUCCUCCUGUCCUCCAUGAAACAAGCUGAAGCUCAGGGCAGGUGUAAUAGUGUGCAAGCGGCAGAUAUUGUUUUCCUGGUUGAUGGGUCUUCCAGUAUUGGCCGAGCUAACUUCCUGCAGGUGAAGGGCUUUAUGGCUGGGAUCGUCAAACCCUUUGCCAGCUCUGUCAGCGAGUCAGGGAUACGGUUUGGGGCCAUACAGUACAGCGACACUUCCAGAGUUGAAUUUACAUUUACUACCUACGUGAAUGGCACUGCGCUGGUCAACGCUUUACAGAAUCUGAACUAUAAGGGCGGAAACACACGCACUGGGGCUGGUCUCAAGUUUGUCGCUGACAACUUCUUCAACCCUGCGUCCAGUCGGAAUGUCCCAAAGAUCACUAUCCUGAUCACAGAUGGGAAAUCACAGGACAGUGUGCAGGACCCAGCGCAGAAGCUACGCAGUCAAGGAGUGCACGUUUUUGCGGUUGGUAUAAAGAGUGCAGACAGGGCUGAAUUGGAUCAGAUCUCCUCCCAGCCCAGCAGCGAUUUCACAUCCUUUGUUGGGGACUUCAAACUGCUGAACACACUUCUUCCUCUUGUGAGCCCCCAAGUGUGUUCCAAAGCAGGAGGAGUCUAUGCUAGUGAUGAGGCAUUUUCCGGUCCGUCCAACAUUCAGUUCACCGGCCAGACAUCUGAUUCUCUCAGGUUCCGCUGGAGUUCAGCAGGGGGGCCUGUGAGUGGCUAUGCGGUCCAGUAUGUGCCGCUCUCUGGCCUGGGUCAGCCUAUCAUUGCAGAACUGCGUCAGGAGACUGUUUCUGCCAGUCAGAGGACCUUUACCGCACGAGAGCUAAGGUCAGGAACCGACUACCUGGUGACUGUCAUCGCCCAAUACCCCAACAGUGUGGGAGAGUCUGUUUCUGCCAAGCAACGAACCAGGUCCUUGCCAGGUGUCUCAAGUCUACGUCUGGUCCAGGCAGACUUCUUCUCUCUCUCUGUGGGCUGGGAUCUGCCUUCAUCUCCUGUCCAGGGCUACAGGAUCACCUAUGGCCCACGAGGUCGGCCGGCAGCUCAGCUGUUGGAGCAGUUGCUGUCUGCAGACGCCACAUCUGUCACCUUGGAGUCACUUCAGCCCGACACAGAGUACGUCAUAAGCCUCUACCCCCUGUUCCCCCGAAACUCUGGAUCCCCGUCCAUCCUCAACGCCCGCACAUUGCGUCUUGAGGCGGUGCAGCAGUUGUCAGUGGAGACGGAGUCAGAGGGCAGUGUCCGUCUGCGGUGGAGAGCCGUCAGUGGUGCGCGGGCCUACCGUCUAGUCUGGGGACCGUUUACAGGUCGAAAUGUCGAGACUGUGGAGGUUUCCGGUGACAGUGACUUUCACACUUUGUCCAGACUGCAGCCGGACACAGAGUACAUCGUCACUAUCAUCCCGCUGUAUGAGGGCAGCACGGAGGGCCCUGUAGCAACGGCCAGGUUCAAGAUAGAGCGUCAGGAGCAGCAGGUCCUCAGAGCAGCUAUCAUCAGCCCCUCCUCUAUUCGCCUCACCUGGAGAAUCAUUCAGUCCUCUCGAGGGUACCGCCUGGAGUGGAGGGAGGGGGAAGGAGGCCGUGUCCAGAGCCUGUCCUUUCCUAGAGGUACUAGCAGCUAUGUGCUAACAGGCCUUCAGCCCAACACAGAAUAUAUCAUCACCCUGUACACCCUGUUCGAAGGUCGUGAGGAGGCCACACCUGUCUCCACCACAUCCAGAGAAGAGCAGCCAGUGGGGAGGGUCUCCAACUUGAGAGUUGUGGAGUCUCUGGGCAGUACUGCCAGACUCGGCUGGACGGGCGUAGCUGGGGCCACACAGUACCGCAUCAUUAUCCUGAACACAGAAACGGGAACAGAGGAAAUCCGGAUUAUCCCUGGAAACCAGACGAUCCUCGACCUCAGAGACCUGACAGUGGGAGUGUCUUAUGGUGUCAGUGUCACAGCACUGGUGGGAGAAAAUGAAGGAGACCCAAUUACUGUCUACAUCAAACCAGAGCAAGGUGUUGGCAGAGUGACUAACCUCAGAGUGUCAAACGCAAACAGUCGGAGAAUUCGAAUUGCCUGGACAGGUGUAACUGGGGCUACGGGGUACAGGGUUACUUGGAGACAAGGCAACAGUGCGGAACAGUCCCGCGUUCUUGGGGUGGAGGCCACGUCCUACACUAUAGAUGGCCUGCAACCAGAUGAGGCAUUGGUAAUUGGUGUUGCGGCUGUGGCCGAUCAGCGCGUUGGAGAGGUGGUCACGCUGUCUACUCGGACUAAUCCCCAAGGUGGAUCAGUGUCCGGACUUCGCAUCAUUGACGCCACGUCUAAGAGGAUACGCAUUGCAUGGUCACCUUCCCCUAGGGCAACUGGCUAUAAGAUCACUUGGCGCCGUGAUGAUGGGAUUGAAACAACACGAAACGUGGCCGCGGACGUGUCUUCCUUCACCAUUGAUGGACUACAGUCAGAUUCAGCCUAUACCGUGUUAAUCUCGACACUGACUGGCUCUCGAGAGGGAAGUCCUUCCACCCUGAGUGUUAGAACAGAGUCAGAUCACUCUGUGGUCGGGACUGUGACGUCACUGCAAGUCCAGGAGACCCGUGGACAGGUUGUCCGAGUCAGUUGGGUUGGUGUGCAGGGGGCAACGGCUUAUCGCGUGACUUGGAAGAGAACGGAUGGGGGUGAAGAGAGGAGUCAGCUGGUGGGGGGAGAUGUGUCAGCAGUGGAUUUAGAACGGUUGGACCCCGGAGCCCAGUAUGAGGUGCAGGUCAUGGCUUUAGUUCAAAACAGAGAGGGAACCCCUGUGUCUGUCAGAGUCACCACACCUAGUGCCUUCACCCCCCCCCCCUCACUACCUACCGCAAUUUUGCGAGUGGCAGAGGUUACCCAGGAUUCUGUGCGGCUUGGCUGGAGUCCACUACCAGGUGCCACGGGAUAUAUUCUACGCUGGAGCGAGGAGACAGAUCUUGGUGGAGGCUUGUCAGUUACGCUCCCCGCUACGUCCAGCACUUACCAGGUUCCCGGGCUGCGUUUGGGCCGUCGAUAUCGCUUUACCUUGCAGCCCGCAUUUGCAAGUGGAUUGGGAACAGAGAGCUCUGUAGAUGAACGCACUGUGUGCGUGGGCGGGCGUCUGGAUGUGGUGUUUCUGGUGCCGGCAUCCACCGAUCGGAUUGGCCUCGCUAGACCUCUUCGCGAACUCCUCAGAAGUGCAGCAGGGUCGCUCAGCACUAUCAGUGACCGCGACUCGCAGGUGGGAGUUGUAGUCUAUGGUUACAGGCCCAAAAUAUGGUUCCUGCUUAAUCGCCAUGGCAGGUCUGACACACUUCUUCAAGAGAUCCAGUCCACACCCUUUGAUGAAAGUCCAGGGAAUAAUAUUGGUGAGGCGGUGACAUUCACCAGACAGUACGUUCUGAACCCUUCAGCUGGACGGAGGCCGAGGGUCCCUGGCGCUGUUGUCAUCAUCGCUGACAGGAAAUCAACUGACAACCUCACCCUCGCAGCGAGCAAUCUCAGAGCUACAGGGGUGACAGUGUUAGCUGUGGGUAUAAACCAGGCCGAUACUGAGGAGCUGCGUCGGGUGGUGACGGAUGGCAGCACCCAGAACAUCCUGUAUACCCGCGACGCAGCACGGCUGGACACCAUACAUGCCGAUCUGGCAGACUUGCUCUGUGGCAUUGCCAGAAUACCAGAGGUAGGUCCGGGUCCAGACCAGUGUACCAUUCAGUGCCCUCAGGGUGAGAAGGGAGAUCGUGGAGAAAAGGGUGACCGAGGCAGAGACGGUGCCGAUGGACGCAAGGGAGAGCCUGGUCGGGAUGGUUUGCCCGGGAGGGAAGGCCCCAGAGGGCCUGAAGGACGCCCAGGCCCACCAGGCCAAACUGUCCCUUUUGACCCCUCAACAAGGGUGAAAGGAGAAAAGGGGGAGAGAGGUUUUCCUGGCAUUGAUGGAAGUCCAGGGUUGCCAGGACGAUCAGGUUCCCCCGGAAGUGCAGGGGUCCCGGGUUCACAGGGCCUACCUGGUGUCAGAGGAGACCCAGGUGAACCGGGAGGGACCGGUCCACAAGGACCACAGGGCAGUAAAGGUGAAAGGGGUGAACCGGGCUCAGCUAUAUCUGGAGGGGGUCUUCCAGGGCGGAAAGGAGAGCCAGGCAUCCCGGGAAUACCGGGUACUCCGGGUCGGCCAGGCAACGAUGGGGCCAAAGGUGCCCCUGGAGUGCCGGGGACAUCUGGUCAGGAUGGUCGUCCAGGUUUACCAGGAACACCAGGACUCUCCAUCAAGGGAGACAAGGGCAGCCCAGGAGAGAGGGGACCUCCAGGAGUCGGCAGCGGGGUGGCUGUAAAGGGCGAGAAGGGCUCCCCAGGUACUCCAGGACCUCCAGGGGCUCAGGGUCCUAUAGGGCCAACAGGACCACAGGGCAGCAAAGGAGACAAGGGCAGCAGUGGUGAUGGGACACCCGGGCCUCCAGGCAGGCAAGGAGAGCCUGGGGACAGGGGUCCCCGUGGGCCUCCAGGUGAAAUUGGUAGCAAGGGUGACCGAGGACAGCCAGGUGAGCCUGGAUCACAGGGAGACAGGGGGGAGAGAGGGGCGUCCGGUGAAACUGGGGAGAAAGGGGACCCAGGGAAGCCGGGCCUCGCAGGAACUCCAGGCUUGAGAGGUUUACCGGGGCCCAGUGGACCGCCAGGAGAAAAGGGAAAUGAAGGUGCACGAGGGGAGCCCGGCAGAAGUGCUCUAGGUGUUCCAGGGAAGAAAGGGGAAAUGGGGGAGCGAGGCCCGGCUGGUCCUGAGGGGCCAAGGGGAGAUAAAGGAGAACCGGGACAGAGAGGAGAGAAAGGUUCUUCAGGGUCAGGAGGGUCAGGUGGCGUUGGACCUAAAGGAGAGCCGGGAGACAGAGGACUUCCUGGUAUCAGUGGCAGGCCGGGUGCCAAGGGAGAUCCAGGUGAACCAGGAGAGAGGGGGGAGAAUGGUCGGCCAGGAAUCUCAGGAAAGCCUGGUCUUGCUGGGAAAGAGGGAGAGAAAGGAGAGAAGGGUGACGAAGGCACACCUGGGGAGCCUGGACUUCCAGGCAAGGCGGGAGAAAGAGGGCUGAGGGGACUGGCUGGUCAACUAGGACGACCAGGAGAGAAAGGAGACCCAGGAGACCCAGGAGACCCAGGAGAGCACGGACGAAAUGGCAGCCCGGGACCUGCGGGAGCGAGAGGAGAGAAAGGAGAACUGGGACCACAAGGGCCUCCAGGACCACCAGGAAAAGUGGCGGACAUCCAGGGCCAGCUGAAAGGAGACAGAGGAGAGAAGGGCGACAGCGGCGACCCAGGAGAGCAUGGCAGCAAAGGUCAGAAAGGCGAAGCAGGGACUCCCGGAGCCCCAGGCCCACAAGGUUCUGAGGGACAACGAGGGCCCGCAGGCACAAGAGGUGACGCAGGAGAAAGAGGAGCGCCUGGAGAGAAGGGAGAAAGGGGAGCAUCUGGGUUAGAUGGACGUCCCGGUCUUGACGGUAAACCGGGUGCUUCUGGAGCACCUGGUCAAAGGGGUGAUCCCGGGAAACAGGGGGAUCCUGGGAGAGAUGGUUUACCUGGACUAAGAGGGGAACAGGGCCCCCCAGGGCCUGUUGGGCCCCCAGGCACUCCAGGGACACCUGGUAAAGCAGGUGAAGAUGGCAAAACUGGGCCUCCUGGCAAAAUGGGUGAGGAUGGUGUGCCAGGUGAAGAUGGGAGGAAGGGUGACAAAGGAGAAGCAGGAGCCGCUGGAAGAGAUGGCCGUGAUGGGCUGAAAGGAGAACGGGGCCUUGCUGGGCCAGUAGGACCCUCUGGCGCGCCGGGGCCUCCUGGAGUACCUGGCAACAUUGGUCCUCCUGGACAGGUUGUUUAUGUUAAAGGAGUUGAAGCGGCACCAACCCCAGGCCCGCAGGGGCCCCCAGGAACUCCUGGAGUGCCUGGGAUACCGGGAGCUGUGGGAGCCAGAGGGGAGAGAGGUCCACCUGGCCUUAAAGGUGAAGCUGGGGACCCAGGAGAGGAUGGGGCGCCGGGCAAGCCUGGGACAGCAGUGGAUGUACAGAGGGCUCUGGCUGGCUUUGGUAUUCUGGUGUCUGAUCUGAAGGUGGUUGUGGACAGGAAGGACACGCCGCAGGUUCCUACAGUGCAGAAGGCAGAGAAAGGUGAAAAGGGAGACAGGGGUGAAUCUGGACCGAGAGGACCAUCUGGUGCAGAUGGGGCUCGUGGUGUUCCAGGAGAGAGAGGAGCAAAAGGGGACCAGGGAGAGCGAGGACCCGUGGGAGCAACUGGGCCUAUUGGAAGAGCCAUUGGAGAACGAGGGCCAGAGGGACCCCCAGGGCCUGCUGGAGAGCCAGGCAAGCCGGGAAUACCGGGAGUUCCUGGGCGAGCUGGGGAACUGGGGGAGGCUGGAAGACCUGGAGAUAAGGGGGAGAGAGGAGUGAAAGGGGACAAAGGGGAGACUGGCACUAGCGGGGCAACGGGACCAGCCGGCCCACCAGGUCAAAAGGGGGCAUCUGCUGACUCAGUACUGAUUGGUGCGCCUGGGGCCCGAGGCCCUCCAGGAGUUGCAGGACAGAGAGGAGAGCCUGGUUCUGCAGGAGCACCAGGACCUAAAGGAGACCGGGGUUUUGCGGGAUCUCCUGGUGAUAAAGGAGACAGAGGAGAGUCUGGAGAAAGAGGACGUGAUGGCUCGCAGGGACCACCAGGAGGACCAGGAAAACCUGGUCAGGAUGGGAAACCGGGCCUGCCUGGGUUUCCAGGAGUUCUAGGCAGACCGGGAAACCCAGGAGAGCCUGGCAUACGGGGGCCAACUGGCCCCAUGGGUCCCAAUGGGCUUCCAGGUCCACCAGGUGUGAAGGGUAAUCAAGGAGAGCCAGGUGUUGGUGUCCAGGGUCCUCCUGGUGCCCAAGGGAGCACAGGUCUGCCAGGACCACCAGGUCCACCAGGAGCUGUAGGUCCGCAGGGCCCCCCAGGACUCUCAGGGCAGGUGGGUGAAGCAGGUAAACCAGGAGUCCCAGGAAGAGAUGGGGUGCCUGGUAAAGAAGGAAUACCUGGAUUACCAGGAAAGCAGGGCAUUGCUGGACCUCCUGGCCAGUCCGGCUUAAAGGGGGAGCAGGGAGACAGCGGUCCUCCAGGGAAGGCUGUGGCUGGACCCCCUGGACCCAAAGGAGAGACAGGCCCUCCUGGUCAAACACUGCCAGGCACAGCUGGAGAAAGAGGCGUACCUGGAGAAAGGGGCAACAAGGGAGACAAAGGUGCUGCUGGCAUCAAAGGAGAGAGAGGAGUGGCUGGUGAAUCAGGAGAGCCUGGAGAAGAUGGGGCACAGGGACCUGCUGGGCCCAAAGGAGAUAAGGGAGAGAGGGGCAUAGGACAGGCAGGUCCUCCUGGUCGGGUAGGGCCUCAAGGUUUAAAGGGAGAUCAAGGCCUUCCUGGUCCAGCUGGUCCUCCAGGGCUACAGGGAAAGCCAGGUGACGCUGGGCUGCCUGGCCUGAGAGGAGAACCUGGACAACAAGGACCUCCUGGACCACAAGGGGAGAGGGGUCUUCAAGGCUUUGCAGGCCGUGCAGGAAAUGUUGGACCCCCAGGUCCUCCUGGACCUCUUGGACAGGCAGGCACUCCUGGUACCAACGGGGUCAAAGGGGACAAGGGGGAAGUUGGCGUUGGAGUCCCUGGUCCCAGAGGAGAGAGAGGAGAUUCGGGGCCCAGAGGAGAAGAGGGUCGUGCUGGCUUGGAUGGGGAGAGAGGACCAACGGGUCCCCCUGGGAUUCGUGGUGCUCGGGGAGAGAAGGGAGACUCGGGGCUGCAAGGUGACAAAGGAGAGAAGGGGGACACUGUGCUGGUGGGAGGACCUCCUGGAGAAAAGGGCAAUAAAGGAGAAACAGGUGACAGGGGACCCAAAGGUGUGCAAGGAGAAAAAGGGGCAAAGGGACAAGAGGGCCCCACAGGGGAGCAGGGUCUGAGGGGAGAGCCGGGAGAAAGAGGAUCCACUGGAUUCCCGGGUGCCCGUGGCCCCGGUGGACAGAAGGGAGAAGCCGGACAACCUGGAGUUCCUGGUGAAUCGGGUUUACCAGGAAAAGAUGGGCUGCUAGGGCGUAAAGGGGAGAAGGGAGAGAUCGGUACCCUAGGAAUGAGAGGAAUCAAGGGUGACCGAGGACCCAAGGGGGCUUGUGGAAGCGAUGGACCCAAAGGAGAGAAGGGGGAUGCUGGUAUUCAUGGACGAUCAGGCCUACCAGGAAGAAAAGGUGAACAGGGGGAACUCGGACCUUCUGGGGCGCCAGGGACCCCCGGAAAAGAGGGACUAGUCGGCCCCAAGGGUGACCGUGGUUUUGAUGGGCUUGCAGGAUCCAAAGGUGCUCAGGGAGAGAAAGGUGAAAGGGGUCCGCCUGGGGUCCCUGGUCCUCCUGGCCCCAGAGGAGUGGAUGGGGCCCCGGGCCUGACUGGCCUUCAGGGACCAGUGGGUCCUAAAGGCCCAGAGGGGCUCCAGGGACAGAAGGGGGAGAGAGGUCCAAAUGGUCCUGCCACAGUGGGUCCACGUGGUAUCCCAGGGAUCCCGGGGGAGCGAGGAGAGCCAGGAGAGAUGGGCCCAGAUGGAGCCAAGGGAGACAGAGGAGAGGCAGGCAUGACGGAGGAUGAGGUCAGAGAGUAUGUUCGCACAGAGAUGAGUCAGCACUGUGCGUGUGGAGGUUCAGGCCCAGUAAGUCGGCCCCAGCCCGAGGUCAGGGCUCGGCCUGCAGCAGAGCAACAACUGGCCGUGAAGGGUGAGGAUGGCCGUGAGCUGCGUGUGGUGGUGAACACCAAUGACCCAGAUUAUGAGCACGUCUAUUCCAUCGAAGCCUAUGACGAUCCCUUGGACGAGCUGCUCUACUUACCUCCCCCUGCCAACCAGAGUGAUGGUGAAGCUGUCAAAGCUGAAACUGACAAAACAGUCAAAGUCGAACCAAACAAAUCAGCCAGUGCAGACGUUAAGAAAACAGCAACAGUUGCUGUUCAGAAAGCAGUCAAAGUUACACCUCUGAAAGCAGUCACACCCAAAUCAGUCAGGUCCAAGAGGAGAGUCAAAGGGGAAGCUCCAGCAGACCUGUGCCUGCUGCCCAUGGAGGAGGGGAGCUGUGGACGAUACACUCUGCGCUGGUACUUUAACAGUCAGGUUCAGGCCUGUAGGCCGUUCAUCUACAGCGGGUGUGAAGGAAAUGACAACCGCUUCCUUCACCUGGAGGAGUGCGAGGAGGUCUGCCUUGGGGAGGAAGAAGGUCCUCGUCCCUUGAAGACGGCACGAUGAUUGUGGCCUCAUCAGCCACAGGAGCGUUAGCCUUUAGAUUGCUUUUAUAGAUUACUAUUUUGUCAAAUGUCAAAGGUCAAGAUUUAUUUUGUUUAUUUAUUGUUUCUGUAAACCCAACCAAACUUUGCCCCAGGUUAAAAAGGUAAACCAGAGUGCCUCCUUGCUUUAUGUUCUUAAAAUCAGGCAGAAAAAAGACAAAAUAGUGUUUAUUAGGUUAUAAAAUACUUUUCUUUUCUUGCAGUAGUAAAACGAACACGUUUAACAUUUGCACACUGAAGAAGAGUGUCUUUGCUUUUUACACAGACUUUACUAACAGACUUUGCCAUAGUAUUGUGGCACUGGAUGGCAGUAGCUUCAUCCAUUUCAAGCUGCACAUAUAAUAAUUUGGACAAACAACCUGACUCAAAUUACAAUGCAAUAUUCUUUAAGUAAGUACCAAUAUGGUGAAGAUCAUUAACUUGAUGGUCAUUUUUGGGACUGUACGGUUGUUCAGUCAUUUUGUGUUUAAAUGGAGCCAAUGACUCCACUAAUUAUUGGAACAGGAAAACUGAAAGAAAUGCCUUUUCUGUGUGGAAGUGGUGGUUAAAUCGUUCACAUUAGAUAUUUUGAAAAUGAAAAAAACUCUUACUGCAAUUUUCUACCCCUUUGAGUUGAUCCAAAGAUGAGAAUCUAAUUAGAAUCUGACUGUAUGUUACUCAACACAGAAACACAAUAUUUAAGGUUAGUAUUUUAGCUUUGUUUCUGAGAAAUCGUGUCUUUUCAGUCAGUUUGGUUAGCAAAGAGCUCUAAACACUGUUGUUUUUACCCCGCAUUCAUCUGGUGUCAGAAUAAUUGGAAAUUAUUCCAAUUGGAAAAAGUUACAAACUGGGAAAAUUCACAUGAACGCCACCUAAAGUUGGAACGAGUUGGAAAGUCUGUGAGAAUAUAGGCACACGACAUGCCAAGUUGACGUCAUAUUAUGCAGAAACAUGGUAGAAGAAAGUAAAUGUUGAGUUGAUGGUAAGAAAAUCAACGUGUUUAAACGCUUUGAGUUGGAACUACAUUUUCUUUGUAGUGUCCAUGUUGUUACUUCCGUCGGAAGAACGACUUCCCAACUCUGGGAAAUGGAAACAUACAAGGAGCACCUGAAUGGACCAUUACUAGAAGCCUCAGUAGUCAUUGACUUAAAGGGAGUCAAUGUAAAUUGCUGAAUGUAUUAAUAGGUUUCUACAAAGUAUAACCUUUGUGUUUUAAACAGUCUAUGAUCUUUACCCCCAUUUUUAACUUAAUAACAAUGACAAACAGUACAGGAAGUAUAUAAAUCUAUAUCAAAAACAGAAAAAGAAACUUAAAGGAAUUACACAACUAGCUUCAGCACUUAACAAAGCACACAACAGAUUUUUAAUCUCUGUGACUGAUUGCUUAGUUUUUACCGCUGUGCUCUUCGGUUUGCAUGUACAUGUUCUUAUACUUUGACUUUUUAUCAUAGAAGCAGAGCUUUUUCAACAUGGUUGAAAUGAAUUAAUUACCAUCCCCAUCCAAGCCUUGAAAGUGAUCUAACUGCAAGUCAUCUGAUGCUGUCUAUGCAGAAAAUGAACUUCCAGAACCCCAGAUGCCUGAAAUAACUAUCACUUUUCUACAUAACUAUGCAAGCACAACUAUAUUGGGUGAUUGUUAUGGAUAUAGUCUUAUCAUUUGUAUUAAAUAUGAAGAAUCAAGCACAAUAUUCUGACAAUAAUUUGUACAUAAUGUUUUUUUUUUUAUUGUUUUGGGGAAAGCUGUGUUUCUGAUCAUGACUGCAUGUUUACCUGCCAGAGAAAAGGUGCUAUUUUUAAAGGUAUUUUUAUACUGCGUUUUGAAGAUGGAAGCCUUUUGUUUUUGUGUGGUACAAACCAUUCUGUGUCUGUAGUAUUAUGGAACAUUUUAAUAAGAAUUUUUAAUAAACAAAAUGUUUAAGUAAAAA
Messenger RNA from Micropterus dolomieu (smallmouth bass), 11782 nucleotides. It is a transcript of the gene col7a1, whose product is annotated as collagen, type VII, alpha 1. The record is from RefSeq and is a predicted model, not a curated record. NCBI's taxonomy places the organism in Eukaryota, Metazoa, Chordata, Actinopteri, Centrarchiformes, Centrarchidae. The coding region runs from base 562 to 9840 and encodes 3092 amino acids. Gene Ontology annotation, cellular component: collagen type IX trimer. Gene Ontology annotation, molecular function: protein binding; serine-type endopeptidase inhibitor activity. The transcript has 119 exons.